AUGGCUAUGCGGCCAAGAGAGGACCAAGAGGCAGGAGGUCUGUUUUCGGGCAUAUUCGAUCGUGGCGGCUAUGUCACACGACUCAAGGAACUCAAUGCCGCGGCGGAGAGGAUCUUCAUGUACAACAAGCUUCUGCUCAUCGUGGAUGAGCAGCUCAACGGCGUCCGCCUCGCAUUGGGUGCCUAUCGCCGUGGAGAAGUGGAGUCGGCGCGGCGUCUGGCUGCCGGCGCCUCGUCCUCUGGAAGCAAGCUCGCGAAGGAGAGGCCACGCAGCGAUGCAGGUCUCCCUGGUAGCGGAGUCGAAGACUCGAGCAGGCAUUCGGACUGCGCCUUAGUCGGCACUACGUUUCUAUACUGUAGCCCUACAGUCCUACCUACGUUCCUUACACAGUUCGCAGCGAAACUGGAGGCGCGUCGAGCCACAUACCGCUCCCAGCGCAAGGCGGCGGUACGCGCGCUGCUUGCAAUGAAUCCAAGUGCGACAGAGUUGAGUGAAAGAGAAUGCCGCCUUCUUCUGGCUGAGUCGGGGUUGCCGGAGGACAGUUUGAAGGGAGUCGACUAG
Messenger RNA from Besnoitia besnoiti, 561 nucleotides. RefSeq lists its product as uncharacterized. Lineage: Eukaryota; Apicomplexa; Conoidasida; Eucoccidiorida; Sarcocystidae. The transcript has 3 exons. The record is from RefSeq and is a predicted model, not a curated record. Bases 1 to 561 code for a protein of 186 amino acids.